Messenger RNA from Strongylocentrotus purpuratus (purple sea urchin), 2316 nucleotides. Its product is annotated as solute carrier family 2, facilitated glucose transporter member 5. The record is from RefSeq and is a predicted model, not a curated record. Gene Ontology annotation, molecular function: hexose transmembrane transporter activity. Gene Ontology annotation, cellular component: membrane. Gene Ontology annotation, biological process: monosaccharide transmembrane transport. Lineage: Eukaryota; Metazoa; Echinodermata; Echinoidea; Camarodonta; Strongylocentrotidae.
GAGAGAGAGAGAGAGAGAGAGAGAGAGAGGAUAAGUUAAGGCUAGCUAGCGCGUCAAUCCACUUGCCCCUUGCCCACACCUGGAUGACGUGGCUUCAGACGCCCGAGCUCUCGGCCGGAACAAACCCGCAAAACUUUCACACACACGCAUCAAAUCUAAACACUAACACAAAUGUCAUGUACCACGCACCUUGUAUCCUUUUAAUCAAGCUCCACGUACUCAUCCGACACCAAAACAACCUGGCCAACUAGCUGCGAUAUACUCAUAUUAUCGUCAAAAUGGCUGAUGAAAAGGAAACAUCAUUGAUUUCGCGUAAUGUGAAAUAUCAGAAAGUGGAAGGAGCGGAAAGCCGCAGACUUGCGGAGGGUCGUUUGUCGUUUUGGCUGGUUGUAUCAACAUUAACAGUCUGUAUAGGAUCAUCGAUGGAAUUCGGAUACAACAUCGGAGUCAUCACUGGACCUUCGCCGUUCAUCCAGAGUUUCAUCAACGAAACCCUAUUCGAGCGAACGGGCGUCGAACCCAGUGAAAACAGUCUAACGUGGCUUUGGGCAGCAACGGUUUCUAUAUAUUGUGUCGGAGGAGGUUUAGGGGCUCUCUCUGGCGGCUACUGGGCCGAGAAAUUUGGCAGAAACCGCGGUCUUUUGUAUAAUAAUUUCAUCUCUAUUGUGGCGGCCCUUUUGAUGGGAUGUUGUUACUCUGCCAAGUCACCGGAGAUGCUCAUUGCUGGCCGUUUCGUCAUUGGCUUCAGCGUGGGUAUAUCAAUAACCAUCGUACCCGUGUAUCUGACUGAGAUCUCGCCUUUUAACUUGAGGGGCGCCAUCACCGUCACACAUCAACUACUCGUCACGAUUGGAAUUCUUAUUGGGCAGUGUUUAGGAUUCUUCGCCUUCUACAACCCUUCGACAUGGUCUGUGGUACUGGGCCUAACAGGGGUAACAACUAUCAUUGAGUUCGUAAUGCUGCCUUUCUGCCCCGAGAGUCCAAGAUGGUUGCUCAUCAGAAAAAACGACGAGGAAAAGGCUUUAAAAGCACUUCGACAGCUCCGCGGGAGGGACAACGUCGGGGACGAGAUUGAGGAGAUGAGAAGAGAGCAUCAGAACGAAAGCAACGUCGAGCGCAUCGGCGUGUUCGAUCUCCUAUGCCUUCGUGAUCGCUCAUGGUUGCUCCCUCUCAUCAUCUGCAUUGUCAUACACACCGGUCAACAACUCUGUGGAAUCAAUGCUAUUAUCUUCUACUCUACUGAGCUUUACGAGGCAGCCGGGAUGUCCCACAACGAGGUUGCUUAUGCCACGGUAGGCUUCGGGGCACUCAAUGUCUGUGUUACUGUCAUCUCCGUGUUGGUUGUCGAGCGAGCUGGACGACGACCCCUUCUACUCUACCCUUUCGGCAUUAUUGCCUUGUGGCUUAUCGGUCUCACCAUCUCUCUCGCUCUUCAGGCGCAGCAUGACUGGCUAAAGUGGGUAAGCUUGGUCUUCGUCUACCUGUACAUCAUCUUCUUUGCCAUCGCCGCCCCUCUGCCUUACCUAGUAUCAGCUGAACUCUGGUCUCAAGGGCCACGCCCUUCUGCUGUCAGUGUCUCGAUUCAGGUGAACUGGUGGACCAACUUCAUCGUCCAGCUUACUUUCCCUCCAAUACAGGGAGCCAUAGGUGAGUAUAUCUUCCUCAUCUACACAGUCUGCGCGAUCGCUACAACUAUCUUCAUCUACUUCUACGUGCCUGAGACCAAGAACCGAAGCUUUGACGAGAUCGCGUCGUCCUUCCGCAAAAAUCGGGACGGCAAUGGCAAUAUGGGGUUGGAGAACCGUCAGUAGUGAGUUUUUGAGAAUCAUCUUCAGCACACUGAUAAUAAAUCACCAACCAACAAAAUAAAUGAAUGCCGAUAGCUUGUUGUGAAUAUACAUAUAGAAAUAUUUUGUUUAAUAAUCAUGAUAAUGAUGAUGAUAUACCUUGUAUCGUCAUAUGCUUUUAACAAUCACUUGUACAAUAAAAAUGUAUAUUGUGUAGAGGUAGCUAGAAAUCGACGUUUUAUAACUUGAUUACGGUGAGUGUGUAUGAGUGUCUGUGAAAAUAACCGAGUCUUCCUCCGGGAGGCGGACUAUUAAAGCCAAAGUUAAUGUUGCAGUUUGGACCGGUCUGUUGUUGCCUAUAGAGUCAGUUUUUAAGAGUUUAGGAAUCGAAGAGUUUACCUCUCGAAGAGUGUAUACGUGUGGCGAAGCAAGGGGGGAUCCAGCCGGCGGCGAGGAUGGCCUUGGGGCUCAAGAGGGGGCCUUAUUCGUUAGAAAAUAUUUAGAGGGGACUCAGCCGGCCGGCCGAAUA